Molecule: messenger RNA, 1531 nt
Organism: Melitaea cinxia (Glanville fritillary)
Lineage: Eukaryota; Metazoa; Arthropoda; Insecta; Lepidoptera; Nymphalidae
Product: CCA tRNA nucleotidyltransferase 1, mitochondrial
Exons: 6
Coding region: 154-1524 (456 amino acids)
Biological process (GO): RNA processing
Molecular function (GO): nucleotidyltransferase activity; RNA binding
Source: RefSeq, a predicted model, not a curated record
UGUCGUUUACUGAUGUCAUUCUCAUUCAAGUAAAAUUUUGGUAAAAUUUGUUUAAAGUAUACCAUACAGACAUACAAUGAUAUAAUAAUCAAUGAAAAUAUAUUUUAAUUAUAUAUAACCAAAGAGUAUUUAACAAGUAUAACUCAAAUUGGAAUGAAUUUCUACAGCUAUUAUUGGAAGUUUAAUUUAAUAAAAAAUUUCAGAGCUUACAGUAAAACAAGUUUUCCGAAGACAAAAAGACUGCGAAGUAAAAUAGAUAUGGAUUUAAAAAGCCGUGAUGAUCCUGUUGUUGUUAAACUUAACACUCCAGAGUUUCAAAGUAUUUUUACUCAAGAAGUAUUAGAUUUGAAAAGGAUAUUUGAUAAAUACAAUUAUGAAAUCAGGAUAGCCGGUGGGGCUGUAAGAGAUUUGUUACUUGGUCAACAAGCGAAGGAUUUAGAUUUUGCUACAACAGCUACUCCUCAGCAAAUGAAAUAUAUGUUCACUGCAGAAAAAGUGCGAAUGAUUAACAUGACAGGAGAGAAACAUGGAACAAUCACACCCAGAAUAAAUGACAAAGAAAACUUUGAGGUAACCACAUUAAGAAUAGACAUAGUUACAGAUGGAAGGCACGCUGAAGUUGAAUACACUACAGAUUGGAAAUUAGAUGCUAAUAGAAGAGAUCUUACUAUCAAUUCAAUGUUUUUAGGAUUUGAUGGAUCAGUUUAUGAUUACUUUUAUGGAUAUGACGACCUUAAGAACAGAAGAAUUGCUUUUGUUGGAGACCCAGAUGUGAGAAUAAAAGAAGACUACUUAAGAAUUAUGCGCUAUUUUCGGUUUUAUGGAAGAAUAGCAGAGAAGCCAGAUAAUCACGACCAACACACUCUAGAAAUUAUAAAACAAAAUGCAGAAGGUUUACAAAAUGUGUCUGGAGAAAGAAUUUGGAUGGAGUUAAAAAAGAUACUGCAAGGAAACUUUGCUGGAGAAUUGCUAAAAGAAAUGCUGAAUGUCAACAUUGGACAAUACAUAGGUUUGCCCAACCCAAAUAUAGGAGAGCUAGAUAAACUGCUUAAAAUGAGCAAACAUUUAGGCUUGCACCCAAUGAGUUACUUAGCUGCUCUACUUAAAGAUAUUGAUGAUGUCACAUUUCUACAUGCUCGCCUAAAAUUCUCCAGUUAUGAACGAGACAUGACUUACUUCAUUGUUGAAAACAGAGAUCACACUGAAGAUUCUUCCAGACCUUUAUUAUACUAUGAAAAAUUAAUAUUAAACAGCAAAAUAAAACAAAAAGAUGUUAUUGAAUAUGUCCAAGAACUUCUUAAAUAUAAAGGUGAAGAGAAACUUUUAGAAGAAUUCAGAAAAUGGGAGAUACCUAGGUUUCCAUUAAACGGUAAAAUUUUAAAAGAGAAUGGAGUUCCAGCUGGCAAAAUGUAUGGCCGUAUUAUACAUAAACUAAAAGGCCUGUGGAUAGACAGUGAAUACAAGCUUACAACUGACGACUUAGUUAAAUUGAUUCCAAGUGUUAUAAAGGAAAAUAAAAAAUAAUUUAAUA